Molecule: messenger RNA, 663 nt
Organism: Dictyostelium purpureum
Lineage: Eukaryota; Evosea; Eumycetozoa; Dictyosteliales; Dictyosteliaceae
Exons: 3
Coding region: 1-663 (220 amino acids)
Biological process (GO): glutathione metabolic process
Cellular component (GO): cytoplasm
Molecular function (GO): glutathione transferase activity
Source: RefSeq, a predicted model, not a curated record
AUGGAUUCAAAGGUAAUUUUAUAUGGUGAUUUAUUAUCACAACCAGUUCGUGCAAUUCAUUGGUUUUUAAUAUUAAAUAAAAUUCCAUUCGAAUUAAAACAAGUUUACCUUGGUAAAAUGGAAACCAGAACAGAAGAGUUUAAAAAAUUAAACCCACUUCAAAAAAUGCCAGUUAUCAAAUAUAAAGGUCAAAUAUUUAUUGAAAGUCAUACUAUUUUAAGAUUACUUGCACAAGAGUUCAAACUCGAUUCAUUUUAUAGUAGUACAGAUGUAUUCGAACGUUGUAAAGUAGAUACAUAUUUGGAUUGGCACCAUUUAGGUUUAAGAUGUAAUGCACAAUCCCUUUUUGCACAAAAAUAUUUAACUCCAAAGUUUGGAAAGGAAUUAUACAAUGACAAUAACCUUGAUGCAGAACGUAACCUUCCACUUGGUUUACACCAAAUUGAAGAUGUAUUUUUAAAAGGUGGUGCUAAUAAAUUCAUCACUGGGGAUACUAUCACCAUUGCUGAUCUCUCAUGCUAUUGUGAAUUAGAGCAAUUGAAAGGUAUUCAAUACGACUUUAAAAAAUAUAAAGUACUCUACGAAUGGAUGGGACGUAUGGAACAAUUAGAAGGUUAUAAAGAAUCAAGUGUCGUAAUAAACAAAGUAGCAAAUGAAAAAUAA